GCGUGAUUUUCUUAUCAGUUUUAUCUUAAUACCUUAAGUUAUAUAAAUUGUCGUUAUAAUUUUCUCGCGGAAGGCUACCUUGGAGGUAUGACCGUAAAGCGACAAACGUCUUGAAGUAAAUUAUAUACAUCCACUUAAAAUUCUGACGUUCAACGCAGAUGACUCCAAGUAAAUACUGUAUUGCGAAUUGCGGUGACAGGUAGACGUUAAUUUUGUUACCUUCAUUCGGUUCUCUAAGGAUUACGAUUUAAAAUGUGUGACAAUAAAACAGAUGAUAUAAAACCGGAUUACAAUCCAUUCGAACAUCGGAAAGUGGAAAAACCAAGUUCAGAUGUAAGAUCGACUACAAACCUAAUCAAAGCCUCUUUAGGUUCAGGACUUUUAGCUGGUCCCUUGGCGUUCGCGAACGCGGGAUGGGGCGUCGGUAUAGUCGGCACUAUAAUUAUUGGCAUCAUCUGUGGACACUGUGUGCACAUACUGGUAAAAACUUCACGAGGCUGUUGCAAAUUGGAACGAAAACCUUUACUCGGUUACGCAGAGACCGCUGAAAGUGUAUUUAUAAAUGGACCGAAAAAAAUUAGACCUUUUGCGAAUUUUGCCAAAAUAUUUAGUGAAUUCGCUUUGGUCGCGACAUAUGUUGGUGUAUGUUGUAUUUACAGCGUGCUCAUAUCAGAUUCUAUUAAACAACUGAUCGAUAGAUAUGUUCCGUCUGUAAUUUUACCAGUAGAAUAUUACUGCCUUAUCAUUUUAGGUCCCAUAUGCGUACUCUGUCAGGUUAGAUAUCUAAAAUGGCUUGCGGUAUUCUCAUUUCUGGCUAACAUAUUUCUUAUGUUGACGUAUUUGAUCUGCUUGUACUAUAUCUUCGGCAGCGAAAUCACUUUAGCCGAUAAAAGGAUAGCCGGCGAUCCAUGGAGGUUCCCAGCGUUUGUAUCGACUGUAAUAUUCGCAAUGGAAGGCAUAGGCGUUGUGAUGCCGGUAGAGAACGCAAUGAAGAAACCCCAGCACUUCCUCGGCUGUCCAAGCGUGCUCGUUGUCGCCAUGACAGCUAUCGUAUUCUUCUAUAGUACUCUCGGCUUAUUCGGAUACUUCAGAUACGGAGAUGUCCUUAGAGGAUCGAUUACAUUAAAUCUACCUAUGGAUGAUUGGCCCGCAAUUUGUGCCAAAGCUUUCAUUGCUUUAUCUAUUUUCUUCACCUACCCACUUCAGUUCUACGUUGUGUUUGAUAUUUUCAAAAAACACACCGAUCGAUACAUCAAAGACGAUUAUCGCAACGUGACCGAGGUGUUCGCCAGAAUUGUGGGCGUUGGAUUUUGUGUUGGAAUCGGUAUUGCCUUACCUUUACUGGAGCAGAUUAUAAACAUCGUGGGUGCUUGCUUCUAUUCGAUACUCGGCCUCAUAAUUCCAGCCACUUUGGAGACGGUCUUCCGAUGGGAGAAACUCGGCAAAUUUAAAUGGGUCCUAUGGAAGAAUUUGAUAAUUAUAUUAUUCGGCUUUGGUACAUUAAUAUCUGGUUGUACAGUCACCGUACUCGAUAUUAUUGAAAUAUUAAAAAGAAAAACUGUCUAGAAUUUAGAAAUGAAUCUCGUAAGCUUUAAGUGUAUACCUUAAGGAAGUAUAAUUAAGCGUUACUUAAGACAAAUAUUGUGAUAACAUUAUCUUAGUUUUCUAUAACAACUGGAAACAGAAAUUAAUUUCCAAUAUACGAGUGCUCAGUGAAAUAUGAAUACAGCUUACAAAGUGUAGACGUGAUGUAAAGCAUGGAAGAUUUUAAUUACAUUUUUUUAACUUAUUUUAGUAAGUUAUAACUUAUUUUAGAUACAAGUUAAAUAAAAA
This is a messenger RNA of Papilio polytes (common Mormon), 1833 nucleotides long. RefSeq names its product proton-coupled amino acid transporter 4-like. Gene Ontology annotation, biological process: amino acid transmembrane transport. NCBI's taxonomy places the organism in Eukaryota, Metazoa, Arthropoda, Insecta, Lepidoptera, Papilionidae. The transcript has 8 exons. The record is from RefSeq and is a predicted model, not a curated record. Gene Ontology annotation, molecular function: amino acid transmembrane transporter activity. The coding region runs from base 253 to 1566 and encodes 437 amino acids. Gene Ontology annotation, cellular component: vacuolar membrane.